Sorghum bicolor (sorghum) is the source of this 1570-nucleotide messenger RNA. RefSeq names its product epimerase family protein SDR39U1 homolog, chloroplastic. Bases 133 to 1302 code for a protein of 389 amino acids. The transcript is spliced from 12 exons. NCBI's taxonomy places the organism in Eukaryota, Viridiplantae, Streptophyta, Magnoliopsida, Poales, Poaceae. The record is from RefSeq and is a predicted model, not a curated record.
AUAUCCGGAUGGGAAUUCUGGGAUGGAUGAUGUUGCGGCUGCGGCGAGGCCGAGUCGGACUCCUGUGUCCUCUCGCCGGGGCCGGGGCCGGGGGUCGGGCCACGCAAGCGGUGGCAUCACCAUUCAUGAUUCAUGGGAGGAGAUUGGAGUGGGGGCCAGCUAACGACGGAUCGGAGUUGGAGUUGGAGUCCUGUGCUUCUCCUGCUGGUGCCGCUGGGCACUGCCGCUGCCGCUGCCGCUGCCAUGGGUUUCUCCAGCACCCCCAACCUCAAGCUGCAGCUGCUGCUGGAGCCUCGCCCUCGCAUCGGAACAACGGCCACGACGCCAAGGCUGGUGCGCCUGCGCUGCGCCCUCAGCUCUGAGCCGCCUGUGCAGCCUCCCAUGACCGUUUCCAUCACUGGAGCCACAGGUUUCAUUGGCCGCAGAUUGGUUCACAAGCUUCUAUCGGAUGAUCACAAGGUUUGCGUCUUAACAAGGUCUGCCUCCAACGCUGCAUCAGUUUUUCCUGCUUCCACCUAUCCUGGACUCACAAUAGCCGAGCAAGGGGAUUGGGAGGCAUGCAUCAGAGGCUCCUCUGCUGUUGUCAACCUGGCAGGCAUGCCCAUAAGCACACGAUGGUCACCCGAGAUUAAGCAGGAAAUUAAACAGAGCCGGAUCAAUGUUACAUCAAAGGUGGUGAAGUACAUCAACCAUGCUGGAAACACUGAUACUCGACCCUCAGUGUUUGUGAGUGCGACAGCCAUUGGCUAUUAUGGUACCAGCGAAAUCCAUAGCUUUGAUGAAUCAAGUCCCUCGGGCAAUGACUACCUAGCAGAGGUGUGCCGAGAAUGGGAGGCCACGGCAUGCCAAGUAAACCAGGAGGAUGUUAGGCUUGUGCUUCUCCGGAUUGGGGUUGUUCUUGGCAAGGACGGCGGUGCUCUAGCAAAGAUGAUCCCCCUUUUUAUGAUGUUUGCCGGUGGUCCUCUGGGGACGGGACGCCAAUGGUUUUCCUGGAUCCAUCUGGAUGACCUGGUCAACCUCAUCUACGAAUCUCUAACGAACCCUACAUACAAAGGUGUAAUCAAUGGAACUGCACCUAAUCCUGUGCGUUUGUCGGAGCUAUGCGAACGGCUGGGGCGAAUCGUCGGGCGGCCCUCCUGGUUGCCCGUGCCGGAAUUCGCGCUCAAAGCGGUGCUUGGAGAAGGCGCUUCUGUGGUGUUGGAAGGACAAAAGGUUCUUCCGGCGAAGGCAAAGCAUCUGGGCUUCUCCUACAGAUACCCCUAUGUUGAAGACGCUCUCAAGGCCAUUGCUCGAGACUUGUAGGUUGGCGACAGUGAGCAAUUUAAUUUAAUUUCUCUCUACAAAAAUUAAAUAGGACCUUUAAUUUGUGACGACACGCAUGCAUGCAUGUGUAUAGAGUUUACACUCCGAUCCUCCGGCCUCGUUUGCAUGCGCGUGUUAUGUAACACUUGCUCUCUUUUCCCUUCUUUUGACAUCAUCAAAUGUUGUACUCCUAGUAGAGUACUUCUUAAUACAAGUAAGAGUUCACCUUUCAUAAGGACAGAAACCAAAGAAGCACUUUUAUGAUGAA